UUGAAGAAGAAGAAGAACACCAGAAUCCAACGUGAUCGGUGGUGGUAACUUGCUGAAGCAACCACACCGGUGGCGACUAUGAUAUCGGUGGUGAAAGUUGGUGAGGAUUCAGUGACAGUGGUUGGUGCGAGUCGAGCGUACACAUUCGGACGUGUGCACUCGUUCCCUUUGAUAUACGCGAAACUCGCUCGGGACUAACUCGUAACAGGAAAGAUAGAGGACAAUUCCUGACAAAAAUCAACGAAAAUAAAUAUAUAUAUAUAUAUAUCAUUUAUAUACGAGUCAAUAAAAAAAACCCGAAUAACAAUUAUCUCUCGCAUGUCUUCUUAUAUUGGCAUUGGUCGGGUGAGACGAGUCGAGAACGAAAAGGGGUAGUAGUGUUGUUGGGUGAAACGAAAUUAGAGGUGGUAGUGUUUUUACCUUCGGGUUUGACUUAUAUUUCUCCAGGGGGUAACGUAAGAAAAUAAAAGGAUAUGGAAAAUGAUAGAAAGUAAUAGAUAAACGAAAGAGAAGAUAAGAGGGUAAAAAGAAAAGAGAAGAGAAGGGAAGAAAGAAGGAAGGAAGGAAGAAAGAAAAGAAGGGAAGGAAGGAAGGAAGGAAGGAGAAAUAAAUAAGGGAUAGAUAGUGUAUAAAGAAGCAUCGAUAUAAAGGUUGAGGGUUGGCAAGGUGGUGCCGAGGGCGCAGGAUCGGCGGCCCACCGGGAAAGAGAAAAAGGAAAAAAAACAAAGGAAGAAAUGGGCCGGUCCGUUGUACUUACGUGAUAGGAGGUGUGCGAGCGCGCGCGCGCUCCCUCGCGCCUACCUACCCGCCUGUCCGUUUGCGCGCGCGCGCGCGCGCGCCCUUCCGUGUGAGUGUCCUUUCUCGGUCUCCCUCUCCCUUUCCUUUUCCCUUUCCCUUUCCCUUUCCCUUUGCCUCUGCCACUGCCUCGUCGUCCUCCCUUCCUCGACCAGAACCACCCUCCCCGCCUCGUUGUCAUCUAUGUGUGCUUUUCCACGGUAAGUGUGUGUGUAUAUGUGCGUGCGCGCGUGUCAACCCCUUGCGCGAACGUGUAUUACCGACGGUGGUUGUCGCGGUGCGCGACAGGGGAGGCUGGAAAGGGAGAGACGACAGCAAGGACAUUCUCUCGGUAAAUUUGCUAAAAAUAUCUCUCCUUUUAGUCACCGUCGUCAUCGUCAUCCCCGUCGUCGUCGUCGUCGUCGUCGUCGUCGUCGUCGUUGUUUGUUUAAUAAUCUACCAUCCUCCGAUCGCGCAAGAAAUCUUUGUCGCGCGUUGGAUCGUCGUCGCGAGAUGACGGUGACGAAGAACGUUGUCGUAGACGUUGCGAACGCGUUCAAGCGUUACGCUAUUAAAGUGCUGCUCUUUUUGUGCCUCGCUACUACAACAGCAACAUUGACCGGUGGUGCCUCGUGCAGAUGGUCCUCCGAUAGUGGGAACGACACACGCACCACUGCAGAUUGCACUCUGCGCGUUCUCGACCCAAAUGCUUUGACCAGCCUCGCUUCGUCCCUAGACGGUGCUAACAAAUUGAGAAUACGAUGCAGCGAGGUUCAUCAUUUCGAGAGCACAUUGAACGCUCAUAGCUGGCAAAGAUUGCCUUCUCUUCACGAGCUCCAUAUUCAUGCAUGCAAAGUAUUAAGGAUAUCAGGUGGUACUUUUCAAUCUCUCAUCGAGCUGAAGAAGUUGACUUUACAAACGUUCAAUGCCGAGUGGGGUGCUCAACGCGUCUUGGAACUCGCACCCGGUUCUUUGUCGGGUUUAAGAGAAUUACAUACUCUUGAAAUAGUCGAGAGCAAUGUGUUAUCGUUACCGGCAUAUUUACUCUGCGAUUUGGACAAUUUGCAGAGUUUAAAUCUUACGGGAAAUCGUAUUCGCGAUAUACUCGAUAUCGGUUUGACGCGUCGUCAAGAGGAUUCCGAAGAUGGCAACAAUAAUAGUAGCAGCAGCAGCAGCAGCAUUAGCAGCAGCAUCAGUAGUAACAGCAACAACAAUAUCAACGACGAAUCUUGUCGAGCGGACGUACGAAUUUUGGAUUUGUCGCGUAACGAGCUUACCAGAUUACCGAACAAUGGCCCGUUGGUCGGACUGCGACAAUUACAAGAGUUACACCUGCAACGUAACUCGAUCGCCGAAAUCGACAAUCGUGCGUUGAUCGGCCUUACCGUUCUGCGUAUCUUUAAUGCCAGUUACAAUUCCCUUGGUUCCCUUCCGGAGGGUCUAUUCGGAAGCACAAGGGAACUACGAGAGAUACACCUGGCGCAUAAUGGACUAGGCGACUUACCCAAGGGUAUAUUCACUCGGUUGGAAUGGCUGUUGGUUUUAAAUCUCGCUGGCAAUCGGCUCGACAGCAAUCAAAUCGAUGAAACGUCAUUUCUUGGCCUUAUACGAUUGAUCGUUCUCGAUCUUUCUUACAAUCUGUUAACCCGCAUCGACGCUCGCAUGUUCAAGGACCUUUUGUUUCUUCACAUACUCGAUUUACGUAACAAUUCGAUCGAUUACAUCGAGAGAAACGCCUUUUUACCGCUCUACAAUUUACAUACCCUCGAAUUAUCGGACAAUAAGCUUCGUACCGUUGGAGCACAACUACUCAAUGGAUUGUUCGUCCUAAAUCGUCUUACGUUAUCAGGAAAUUCGAUCGCCAGCGUUGAUCCAGUGGCAUUUCGCAAUUGUUCGGAUUUAAAGGAAUUGGAUUUGAGCGGUAACGGGCUUACCUCCGUCCCGGAAGCGAUACGAGACCUCGCUUAUUUAAAGACUCUCGAUCUUGGGGAAAAUCGUAUCGCAAGUUUUCACAAUGGGUCAUUUCGUAAUCUCCAUCAGCUUACAGGAUUACGUUUGAUCGGCAACGACAUCGGCAAUUUGUCUCGCGGGAUGCUUUGGGAUCUACCGAAUUUACAAAUUCUCAAUCUGGCCAGAAACAAAGUGCAACACAUCGACAUGCAUGCAUUCGAGCGUAAUAUUAAACUGGAAGCCAUUCGACUAGACGGCAACUUUUUAUCGGACAUAAACGGCAUAUUCACAAGUAUUACGAGUCUGCUACUUUUAAACUUAUCGGAAAACCACAUCGAGUGGUUUGAUUACGCGUUCAUACCGGGUAACCUAAAGUGGCUCGAUAUACAUGGUAACUUUAUCGAGAAACUUGACAACUAUUACAAACUUCGAAACUCUAAGGUGAAGACCCUCGAUGCCAGUCAUAACCGCAUAACCGAGCUAACGUCCCUGUCCGUGCCCGACAGCGUUGAGUUGCUCUUUAUAAACAACAAUUAUAUAAGCAUCGUCCAUCCUAACACGUUUACGGAAAAAGUUAAUUUAACUCGCGUCGAUAUGUACGCCAACAUGAUAGAAACUAUGGAACUGACCGCACUGUUAUUAACAAGAGUACCAGAAACCAAAGCAUUGCCGGAAUUCUAUAUCGGGGAUAAUCCAUUUUAUUGUAAUUGCUCGAUGGAUUGGUUACCUGCGAUCAACAAUCAAACCUCUUCGAGGGAGUAUCCGCGCGUAAUGGAUUUGGAUAACGUAAGAUGUCGAACUUCCGGGCCACGUGGUAUUGCCAUGAUACCAGCUUCAACGGCACGUUCCAACGAAUUCCUUUGCCGUUACGAGGCACACUGUUUUGCUCUUUGUCACUGUUGCGAUUACGAUGCCUGCGACUGCGAAAUGACCUGUCCGAACGGUUGCAAGUGUUACAACGAUCGUACAUGGAGUACAAAUGCCGUCGAUUGUUCUGGUCUCGGGGUCGAAGAGAUACCACGACGUAUACCGAUGGACGCGACAGAAGUCUACCUCGAUGGUAACGUGCUCCGUGAAUUACUGAAUCACGUUUUCAUCGGGCGUAAAAAUAUGCGCGUUCUUUACGUGAACGGUAGCGGUAUCGAAUCGAUUCAAAACCGUACGUUCAACGGUUUGAACAAUCUGCAGAUACUUCAUCUCGAGGACAAUCGUAUACGCGAACUUAAAGGCUUCGAAUUCGAACGUUUGUCCCAUUUGCGCGAACUUUACUUGCAAAACAAUCAAAUCGGUUUUAUUGGUAAUCUGACGUUCCUGCCGUUGCGUUCGCUCGAGAUAUUACGUCUUAGCGGAAAUCGACUCGUUACAUUUCCGGUUUGGCAAGUCACCCUUAACGCACGUCUAGUCGAAUUAUCAUUGGGUAAUAAUCCUUGGUCAUGUCGUUGCAAGUUUCUCCAAGAACUGUCCUCCUGGGUAUCCGAUAACGCGCACAAAGUCGUCGACACGAACGACGUCUGGUGCUAUUACAGUGGUGGUGAUAACAAACCGUCUUAUCGACGUCGGUUAAAUGUCAACGAGACCGCAUGUUCGGAUUAUUAUGCACAGGGCGGCGGAAUGGUGGACUUUGCGCAGGAUUAUUUAACUCUUGUAGCCGCAACGUUGUCGGCCUUGCUGGUGCUUCUCAUAGUCGUUGUGUUAGCUUUCGUAUUUCGUGGGCCCGUUUGUGCAUGGGCUUACUCCAAAUACGGAUUACGUUUUCAACGUACGAAACCUGCCAAAACUGGUGCGGCCGGUAGUGCGACAAUGGUCUCGACCGCUGGCAUAACGUCCUGUUACGACAUUAAUCGCGAACGUUUGUACGAUUGUUACGUUUCAUACAGCCCCAAUGACGAGGACUUUAUACUUCAUUCGUUGGCAGCCGAACUCGAGCACGGACCCUCGUCAUUAAGAUUAUGCCUUCAUCAUCGUGAUUUGCCGUGCAUGUUGCGUACCUCGACACCGGGCCCGACCAUCCUCGAUGCAGUUGAUGCAUCCCGUCGUACAUUGAUCGUCCUUACGCGGAACUUUCUUCAAACUGAGUGGUCGCGUUUCGAAUUAAGAGCGGCCUUUCACGAGGCAUUGCGUGGGAGAGCGAAUCAGCUGAUCGUUGUUCAAGCUGCCAAUUUAAAUUUCGAACUCGACAGGGAUCCAGAAUUGCGACCGUAUCUGCGUAACGCUGCCCUGAUAUUAACGUGGGGUGAAAAAAGGUUUUGGGAACGUCUGAAAUACGCGAUACCACCGGCACCACCAUCAACGGCACCACCACCUCCUACCGGUACGCGUAAUACCGCGAGUACCGCGACACCCGGCUGUGGUGGUGGCGGUGAUGUUGCCAUCGAAAACAAAUCCUUGCCACUGGUAUUUAAACGUAAUAUCAAUAGCUACGCGAUGGACAGGGACAGCAUUGGUAGUAGGAAAUCAAACAACCCUCCUCAUCCUCCUCCUCCUCCUCUUUCGACGACGACGACGACGACGACGACGUUUAGAUCACAGCGUACAUUUUUUAAGGACACUACUAACACCGGUGGUUCCUCCGCGUUGAUGUUGCAACACGCUCCGCCUGCUUAUUCCUGCGGUACCGUUUCCUCUCACCAUCAACAACCUCCUCCACCAUCCUCGCCGCAACCUCGGCUGACCGUCAAUCACGUUUAUCGUGAUGCGGUCACCGUGCCAGCUGGCAGUCUCGUUCCUCCUACCAAUUCUAUCCUCGCUACCGAGGAUCACACGAGACCCUUGUCCGAGCAUAUAUAUUCGUCCAUUGAUUCCGAUUAUUCGACGCUCGAGAGAUCCACUUGGAGGCAACACCAACCACCCUCUUCCCCACCCCCGCCACCCUCCUCCGGUCAAGCAUACCUCGUUUAGUCUUCUCUCGCUAGUUUUACCUCGUGAUUACCUCGACCCUCCCUCCUCCUCCCUCCUCCUCCUUCUAAAGGCUAUACACUAUUAUUUAUCCUUUCUCUGUCUUUCACUUAUUCAUCCCCUACUCUACUCUACUCUACUCACCCAACCCCCCUUCUCCUUUCUAUUCGACAGAUACAAAGCGAGAAACGACGAACUACGCCUACCUUUUAUCAACUACACCUACUCUACAUUCAGGAAAGAGGAGGGAUUGUUAACGUACGCGUCCGUUUGAUCGUCGAUAUCUAAAGUACCGGACAAUCGAGAAAAUGGAUAGAAGGGAAAGGUAUAGAGAAGAAGAAAAAAAGAGAGAUAAAAAGGGGAGAGAAAUACAAAUACCACCUCUCGUCGGGGCCCCCCACAUACACAGACACAUACACAUUCCUAAUACAAUUUCGUGAUAAAUCACGUCUCCAACACACACCGCCACUGCCAAUGUUUCUCGUUAACCCUUGUUUUCCGAACUAAAUAUUCCACCCCCCAAAAAAUAAUCCUAUCAAAGUUUCAAACUAUUUUUUUAAACGUUAGAGAUAUAUAUAUAUAUAAUUAAUGUUUCGGAUAAAGUAAUAGAUUAAUUUUCUUACGUUAGAAAAAUUUGAUUCACAAAAUAUGGGGUUUUUCCAGUAGUACUCCACCUGUUCCUUUUUAUUUUUGUUUGUUUGUUACUUACUUUAUUUCAAACGUGGUACACACACACAUACACACAUUUGAUUUUUUAUUUUGUAUCCUCCAUCAUUCUGAAAGCCGUUGGUUUAUCGGUCUUUCCUCCUCCUUCUCUCUCCUCCCCCCCUCUCUCUCUCUCUCUCUCUCUCUCACUCUCUCCCUUUCUCUCUUUUUCUCGAUCAGAAAAGGGCAAUAAAAGGCGUUUAGUUGGGCAUCAGUACGUUUCUCGUCGUCGGAUCGCAUAAAUCCUCAUCUUAAAAAUCGUCUCUCUCUCUCGCUGGCGAGUAUUUUUUUUCUUUUUUUUUUUCCCCCCUCAUUCCCUUUUUUUUAUUUUAUUUUAUUUUGUUCUUUUUUUUUUUGGAUUUCUAGCCCCGCGUACGUGUAAAUAUUUACUUUACGAGUAUGACGUGUAAAUAGCUUUGCGCUGUUGCGUAUCGGCGGGUGGUUGUAUCCUUGUAUAUAUGUACGUGUAUAUGGAUGACCUCGCACGUACGCGUGUACGUUUAUGUAUAUACAUGCAUACGUGCAAAAUAUAUAAAUGUGUAUAUUUAAAUAUACAUUUUAUUAUAUAUAUGUAUCUGUAUAUAUAUAUAUAUAUAUAUAUAUGUAUGCACAGAGUAGUUCAAUAGUCACUACGAGACAUAUUUGAUUUUUUUUUUUUAAAUAUAAUCAUCUUUUUUUUUUUCUCUCAUUAAUUUUGUUCAUCCUGUCAAGAACAAAAUGGCGACCAUUUGUAUGAAACACAAUAUAGAAAAUUAAUUCAAAAUCAUUUUCUAAAAAAAGAUAUAUUUGUUGUUUACG
Polistes canadensis is the source of this 7122-nucleotide messenger RNA. RefSeq names its product protein toll-like (gene Toll-7). Gene Ontology annotation, biological process: signal transduction. The transcript has a single exon. The record is from RefSeq and is a predicted model, not a curated record. The coding region runs from base 1012 to 5622 and encodes 1536 amino acids. NCBI's taxonomy places the organism in Eukaryota, Metazoa, Arthropoda, Insecta, Hymenoptera, Vespidae. Gene Ontology annotation, molecular function: protein binding.